GUAGGCCACGGCAUGGAAACUGUAAUUGUAGCAAUCGAUUUUCCAUUUCCACUGAAGCUUGCCGCAGUCAGAUGGAAAUUUUUAAAACCCCUCCAAGCCGAAUAGAGUUUACUGACCCCGGACAAAGGAAAAGAAGAAGAAGGAUAGUUGGUGCAGCAGCCGUGAAAGGAGAAUGGGGAAUGGGGAAAGGUGAAAGCGAAGGAGGUCGCAUAUCGAUUAAACACGCGGAACGAGUGGGGUGGUUGGGUGCUCUGGCAACACAUUUGAUUACCGCGUGUAAAUAACAACAACACGAACACUGCAAAAGUUGCAAGGACUCCUUCGCUGAACGUUGUGCAACAAUCACAUGUUACUGAAGCACCAUGGAGGACCCAAAAGUCGAUGAACAGAAGCCAUCGGUUUCAAAGGCCCAGGCACCCGAGAAACCGAUUCGCAAGCGAAACCAAGUCAAAAUCCAAACCAAAACCAGAACUCCAAAGCCAACACCCACCGCCAUUCUCUGUGAACUGACUCGUUUGAAGGCCCAGCAGAAAUAUCUUGAAUGCCAUCAAGUGAAGCUAAACCCCAACAACUUUAUAAUCCAAGACGAUGAUGGUGAUACAGUAGAUACAGAUCCAAAGUCAAAGAACGAAGUGAAUGCAUCUGAAAACCUUGAGACUAUAAGAAAUCCACGACCCACCAGCUCUUCCACUGCAGAUUUAAUAAGACUUAUUAACCAAAUCGAACAUGAGAAAGUGGAACUGAAUAAAAAGCAUUUGCAAUAUCGUACUGCAAAACGAGAAGAACUGCAGGACAUGUGGCACUUUGUAACCACGAUAAAAGAGGACGUCUUUCGUCCAGAACGUCUCAGUCAGUAUACAGUAAACGCUCUGAGGGAAAGAAUUGUUGGCGUUAACACCCAAUUGUAUCGUCUGACUGCUCAAAACUCAAAGGAAAUUGCAGAGUUGAAGGAGGAGUACGAGAAAUUAGAGCAGGAAAAUAAGCUUCUAUGGAAAGGAAGCAUGUAAAUGUGGAAAAAAAACGUAUUAUUAACUCAGUAAUUAACUCAGUAAAAAAUCAGUAACACAUGGCAAAACAAAUUUUAAAGCGAAAUCGUCGUUUAAUUACUUUAAAUGUAAACACAAAACAUCAGCUUCUAUUGAUAAUAAAAAAUAUUCGUUUUUUGAUGAA
Molecule: messenger RNA, 1170 nt
Organism: Drosophila ficusphila
Lineage: Eukaryota; Metazoa; Arthropoda; Insecta; Diptera; Drosophilidae
Exons: 1
Coding region: 363-1007 (214 amino acids)
Source: RefSeq, a predicted model, not a curated record